AUGGGUGGUUCGUUCGUCGACCAUGCGACCAUCUCGCGCAGCUGUUCUGCCGGGCUCGAGGCCACGACGACAAACUCUCCGCAGAACAUCCAAGUUGAGUCUCCCGAACUGGGGGCCUCAGGCUCGCACCUGACCUGGGAGCAUUCCUUGCUUGGCUCCAACAGAUUUCCCCGGUUGAAGUGGUCCCCGGCAGCAGAUGCCGCCAUUCCAGGAACAGCCAUCCAGGAGUACAUCCUGAUAUGCGAAGACCCCGACUCGCCGCUUCCCAAGAUGAGUCCAGCAGCGACCAAGGACGAGCUGGUGGAGGAGAUCGAGGGUAAGAUUGUUGGCUGGGGAGUCUGGAUCGAGAACAAGUGGUAA
Molecule: messenger RNA, 360 nt
Organism: Capronia epimyces CBS 606.96
Lineage: Eukaryota; Fungi; Ascomycota; Eurotiomycetes; Chaetothyriales; Herpotrichiellaceae
Exons: 3
Coding region: 1-360 (119 amino acids)
Source: RefSeq, a predicted model, not a curated record